AUGGACAUAUCUGUUUUUUUCACAUCAGACCUAACAUCUUCUGAAAGAAGAGUCUCGCCACAAUGGAAGGUCUCGUAUUUGAAGCAGCGCAUUGAACAAUUCACAGGGAUCGCGCCGGAACAUCAAAAGCUUCAAUACUACCCCCACAACACUAGCAAUGAGUUCAUUCUUUUGGACUCGGAGAGCCUGGAUUUAACAGUCGCUGACUUGAAUAUCGUCGAAUUCGGCAGAAUUCACGUACAAGAUUGCGAUCCUAACUCGCAUUUAGCCGAUCUUGCUCAAGACCAGGCCAACGAUGGAUACAGAUUAUCCGAAGAAGCAUACCAAAACAGAAAUGAUUCCGUACUACAAUGGAAGAAGAAAGAGCAACUUGGGAGAUUUGAUCCCUCCUAUGAAGCCCGUGUGCAGCAAUUGGAGUCCGAGAGUGUCAUUUCAGCUGCCUCCAUGAAAGUCGGGGACAGAUGUCGUAUCAUAAAUAUUGGUGGUGAACGGAGAGGUGAGGUGAAAUAUAUCGGCAAGAUUCCAGCUUUGGACGAGGGUAAAAAGCCGUGGGUUGGUGUUGAAUUCGAUGAGCCAGUGGGUAAAAACGAUGGUAGCCUAGAUGGAGUCAGAUACUUCAACGCCAAGCCGGGCUACGGCAGUUUUGUGACCCCCAAUAAAGUAGAGGUGGGUGACUUUCCUGAGGAAAAUCUUUUCAACAGCGAUGACGAAGAGCUUUGA
Australozyma saopauloensis is the source of this 720-nucleotide messenger RNA. RefSeq lists its product as uncharacterized. Gene Ontology annotation, cellular component: cytoplasm; nucleus; microtubule plus-end. The record is from RefSeq and is a predicted model, not a curated record. Gene Ontology annotation, biological process: cytoplasmic microtubule organization. Bases 1 to 720 code for a protein of 239 amino acids. Lineage: Eukaryota; Fungi; Ascomycota; Pichiomycetes; Serinales; Metschnikowiaceae. Gene Ontology annotation, molecular function: microtubule plus-end binding. The transcript has a single exon.